AUUUCCCCACCUCUAAACCUAAGUUUUCCGCAAGGUGGCAACGGCGGGCGCAGACUAAAAAGACGUACUUUUUUCUAUAUAAUAUUUAAUAUUAGCCAGGAACCAGUGCAAAAAACCGAACAACGCAAUGGCUGCUAGAUUCGUACAGAAAAUUGUCAACGCGACCCCCGCCGCCAGCCGGUCCUACUCCUCCGGCACCAAGAAGGUCACCCUGAUCCCCGGCGAUGGCAUCGGACCCGAGAUCUCCGCGGCCGUUCAGAAGAUUUUCACCGCCGCCAACGUGCCCAUCGAGUGGGAGGCCGUGGACGUGACCCCCGUUCGGGGCGCGGACGGAAAGUUUGGCAUCCCACAGGCGGCCAUCGACUCGGUGAACACGAACAAGAUCGGCCUAAAGGGUCCCCUGAUGACGCCCGUGGGCAAGGGUCACCGCUCGCUGAACUUGGCCCUGCGCAAGGAGUUCAACCUGUACGCCAACGUGCGUCCCUGCCGCAGUCUCGAGGGCUACAAGACGCUGUACGACGACGUCGACGUGGUCACCAUCCGCGAGAACACCGAGGGCGAGUACUCUGGCAUCGAGCACGAGAUCGUCGAUGGUGUCGUCCAGAGCAUCAAGCUGAUCACCGAGGAGGCCUCCAAGCGCGUGGCCGAGUAUGCCUUCCAGUACGCCAAGAACAACAACCGCAAGAAGGUUACCGUGGUUCACAAGGCGAACAUUAUGCGCAUGUCCGAUGGCCUCUUCCUGCGCUGCGUCCGCGACAUGGCCCAGAAGUUCCCGGAAAUCCAGUUUGAGGAGAAGUAUCUGGACACUGUGUGCCUGAACAUGGUGCAGAACCCCGGCAAAUACGACGUGCUGGUCAUGCCCAAUCUGUACGGUGAUAUUCUGUCUGAUAUGUGCGCCGGUUUGGUGGGCGGCCUCGGCCUUACGCCCUCCGGCAACAUGGGCCUCAACGGUGCCCUCUUCGAGUCCGUGCACGGAACCGCCCCCGAUAUUGCCGGCAAGGACCUGGCCAAUCCCACUGCCCUGCUGCUGUCGGCGGUGAUGAUGCUGCGCCACAUGGAGCUCAACACACACGCCGAUAAGAUUGAGCGUGCCGCCUUCGAGACCAUCAAGGAGGGCAAGUACCUCACCGGCGAUCUCGGCGGCCGUGCCAAGUGCUCCGAGUUCACGAACGAGAUCUGCGCCAAGCUGUAGACGACGGAUCUAUGAUCGCCCGCAUAAAACUGAUGCAGGUAUCGCCAACAACAACAAGAAGAACAUCAAGCGAUACAAACAGAGCAGAGAAUACCGCCAGGAAUAUUGUGCAGCGGAAAGAUGAUGCAGUAUGAACAACAGCAAUUAAACACUCGCCCCAAACCAAAAAUAUAUAGCAGCAACAGCAAAACAGAACCACAGCAACAACAACAGCAAAAAAACACUCACUAAACUUUGCCGAAAGUUUCUUACGUUUACCCAUUUUUUUUUAAUUUUUCCAAAAAGUUAGCCUCGUCCCGCAAAACCUUCGAAAAUUUAAAAAAAAAGUUAGAACACUACCUUAAGUAUUUUUAUGUUCGAAUACCUAGGUAUAUUAUUAAAAUUACAUAGGCCAAACUUGCAAGCGUUAAAAUUCGUUAAAUUGCCAAUUUUACUUGCGGUAGUAAAGUAUUUUUGUCGCCAUCCAGCCAAAACCCUGAGUUAUUAUUGUUUAUAUAAUUCGUAUGCAAAGCGAUAAUCUUAAUUAUUUAUUGAUUAUUAAUUUUCUAAUUUGUUUAGCCCUUGAAUUAGGUGAGAUCCCUGCGCAGGCAGCCGACCCACUUAUAGAAAGCAGCAAUUUUGUCAAAUUUGAGGCAAAACGUGUGAAAUAGAAGCCAGACUAGUUGAAAGUUGAAAGUUGAGUGUAAACGGUUACAAUAAUUUUAUUCUAAACAGAACACAAAUAAAACUUAUUCAAACCAAGAGAGAAAUACACAAAUGCUAUGAAAUUGAAAGCAAUUGUUAUUAAUAAUUAAGCGAAUUGUAAUGCAAAAUCAUCAUGCAAUUGUUAAAACUCAAUAAAGGAAACCAAACUAAA
Molecule: messenger RNA, 2048 nt
Organism: Drosophila subpulchrella
Lineage: Eukaryota; Metazoa; Arthropoda; Insecta; Diptera; Drosophilidae
Gene: Idh3a
Product: probable isocitrate dehydrogenase [NAD] subunit alpha, mitochondrial
Exons: 5
Coding region: 128-1192 (354 amino acids)
Biological process (GO): isocitrate metabolic process; tricarboxylic acid cycle
Cellular component (GO): mitochondrion
Molecular function (GO): isocitrate dehydrogenase (NAD+) activity; magnesium ion binding; NAD binding
Source: RefSeq, a predicted model, not a curated record